CGCAAAACAUGGGGACACAUUAAUUUGUCACUCAAACACUGAUCUCUGGCGAUUAAACAUGUGGAUCGCUAAACGUCUCCUGUUAAGUAUAGUUCUCAAAGGACAUUGCAGUCUGUUUUGUCGUCCUCCGAGCUCCUUGCCUGAAUAUGAGCUGAGAUUGCUGCACUGCACCUGUUGCAGCAGGAGCAGAAUCACGAUUGCUGGGUUUGACACCCUGAAUGCAUCCGUUUCGUCUGAAGUAUGCCAGGAGGACAGCAAACACCUAGACUCAUGCUAUACAGCAGAGCAGCGUGCUGUCAUCCUCCAGCGACUCAAUACAGCCACCAAGUCUGAACUGGCCCAGGUCAAACUGCUGAAAGGGCGGAAAGCUGUCAACAUCAUCGACUACAGAACAAGACAUGGACUAUUCAACGAUCUGGAGAGUGUAAUUAAUGUGUCCUUACUCAAACACAAGAGUGCUGUCAUGGUAUUUAACUCCAUCCUGAACCCAGUUGAGAAAAAGGAGAGGAGAAAGGGAAAAGUCAAUCUGGCUAAAUUUAUAAGACCUGAAGUUGACCAAGCUUUGUUGGAGGAUGCAAGCUCCAUUGUGUCCAUUGUGUGUGGAACUAAUAAAAUUGCAUGGACACAUAUGGAUCGGUCAAGGACUGUGUUAGACUGGCAGCAAGAGGAGUGCAAGAGUUUUAUGAAAGGAACAUACAUGGCAUCUGAUUAUUUGAAUGAUAUCUCGACUGCAAUAUCAAGAUUUCCUACUGCUGACUUCUUUGUGGUGGAGAAGCCAAGUAUCUCUCCUCAGAACACUUCUCUUUAUCCAGUCAUGGCCCACCUCCGGACUGUAGAGGCCAUGCUAUUUGCUUUGCUCACCCCAGUGAGGGAACCAGGGAGACCCCCAAAUGUCCUUAACAUGAUGCGCACAGCUGUGGGUCGCCACUUCGGCUUGAUGGUGGGGGAAAGUCGGACAAGUGGAGCUGAGACAGUGAAGAUGAUGAUGACAGAGUCAGAUAUGAAGCAAGAGCCUCGGGUUCUUUUCCCUCAUGACUUGGUGCUAAUACACAGGAAUUCUUUCAAGAUGAGCAGUAAGAACAGAGGAGAAGAGCUGUGUGAUGCUCUUCUGCAGGCUGUUGCAUUUUUUGAACUCCUGAGGGAGUGACUCAAUAAUGGAUGAUGUGGCAGGCACUCCACUACAGCACAUCCCUCCUCCUCCUCGGGUUUCGGUAAAAGGAGGCGAGAACUGGCUUGACAAUAUCAAUAAUAUUUUAAUUAUAAACUUAACCAAAAAGACAAACACACACACAGGUGUCGAGCAGCUGCCCGUAACACACUCUCUGUCACACCGCCGUCUCUGGUCGGCCGUAUCCCUCUUAUUACUAUUAUACAUUUGUUGGACCUGAUCAGCUAAAUGCAAGCAGGUUUGUUAAACCUUACAUUAUCAGAUGAUUAUGUCCUACUGGAUGAGCGAUGGAUUGUGCAAUAUUCAAGAACAGUUAUUUGAUACACUGCUACCAUUUUCUCUGAUCCAUCUACUCUUCAUUUAGGUUAAUUUGCAUCAAUGUUGCUCUGAUGUGAUAAAAGGAUUUUAUUUAAUACUUUAAUUUCCCUAAAUAUUAAACUAGAAUUCAGUCAUUUUCUCAGGAGAUAUAUUCUUAGUAAAUUAAAAUAUUGUAUUUAUAACUUGUGUUCUGGUCAGCUAUUCAAGGUUGGUUAUAAGGGAUGUUGUUCGUUUUAACAUCUACAGUGUAGUUAAUUCUACAGCAGUGCAGGGAUUAUUGUUAUUCAUAAGGCUGCUUGUUUGUUCCCCACCAGUAGUGUCGAAAUUACUAUUAAAUUGAUUUACUGUCAUUUCUCUUCUGCACGGCUGGGGAAGAAACAAAAGUUAGUGUCUUCUGAGCCUCCAUGUGGAAAUAAUUAAUAUACGACAAGUACAACAUGUGACAUGUAGAUUGAAAAAUACAACAUUCCAAUAUUAACAAUAAAUGCAAACAAUUUACAGGUAAGAGGCUAUAUACAAACAAUUUUUGUUAACGUUAACUUUCAAUUCACGUGAAACUGAAAAGAUUGGAUGACAUCCAGUGGCCAUGUUGGGUACUGCACCAAAACAUGUUAUAGCGUAUUAAGCUAAAAUUAUAUGCACAACUUUAUAAGAUUUAUGGCUUUUACUUCAUAUCAUUUUUAGGGUCACCAGAGACAGAUUUAACAUGUUUUAUAAAGAAUUGUUUUAUUUUUUUUUUCAUUAAAAUAAACUUUUACCUAGAACAUUAAAAACUUACUUCACUUAUAUAAAUUAUUUAAUUUCAACAAUAAACCACAAAGUGUCUUCUUCCAAAGCAUUCAUGAAUUACAACCAUUUAAAUCUGUGUUAAAUACUUUUCUGGUAAAUGUCGGUUAAGGGAUUAAACAAAUGAAUUCCAAAAUAUAACAUAGGAAUUCGAUCUACCAGAUUCAUAUCCAUCAAAAAAGUGACUUAAAUCGGCUGUUUAGCAGCAUUUAAAUGGCUGACUGAAGACGCCAAAUGUAAAAAAAGCAGACAGAAGUCAUAGAAAGACACAUUCUACAAAUGUGGACAGGAUGCUCCACUAGUUGUCCAACAACAAACUAGAAAGUUAAAUUUUUUUUUUUUUAGCUUUGUUGAUUUUUAAGUGAUGAAUUAAAGAUGCCACUUUUUGUAAUGUUUAAGCAUGCUGACAGCGCACAGCACAUUUUAAUUUGAAAAGUUGCAUCCUAAAUCGUACUCGUUAUUUAAAGCAUUGCUUCUGUACAAAUUCACCGUAUUCAACAAUAAAUGUCAAUUUUGGUCAUGAUCGGACUUUUCAUUGUUGCCGUAAGCAAUGUUACCGUUAUUAUGGAUAGUACAAAAUAAAUGUUUUUAGAAUCAUAAUUUAUAAAUGACAGUGUUUAGAAUCGGUUGCUGAUUCUUUAUGUUGGGGCGUCUGACAGACAACGGUUUGCUUUAAUAAAGUGCUGCAGAAGAAAAAACUGUUUAAUGCCGUGAACUACAUGUUGUGCACCCACAAUUAUCUCACAUUUACACACUUUCUACACAUCACAUCACUGAGCUUGGGAUGCGCAUAAGUGGUGUUGUGCUUUAGAUUGGAGCGUUUCUAUUUACCUCCUUUAUGUGUGUUUUUGAUCAGUUUUCUUAUUAUAGGGCUUCCCUUCGCAUCCACAUAUCCCCCAGAAAUAUAGCAGUCCACACAGACACUAACACUGUCCCUCUCAAUGUUCAAACCAAAUCUAUGCCGUUGCUGCAUGUAGUAACAUGGCUGCAGAUAUUUACCAGUAAAGGAUGCAGAUAGGGGUAGACACAAGGAUAGACACAGUAAACCAUUUCUUAAUGGACCUCACUUUUGAGGUCAUGCUGGAAUAGAAAAGGGAUCUUCCCACACUGUUGCUCCAUAAUUUGAAGCACACAAUUCUUUAGAAUGCAACUUAAUGCUGUAGCAUUAAGGUUUGUCUAACAAAACUGUUGAAUUAGACUAUAUGGCCACAUACUUUUGGCAAUAUAGAGUAGAUGGGUUUAAGGUA
Xyrauchen texanus (razorback sucker) is the source of this 3519-nucleotide messenger RNA. RefSeq names its product transcription elongation factor, mitochondrial (gene tefm). Gene Ontology annotation, molecular function: nucleic acid binding; DNA polymerase processivity factor activity. Gene Ontology annotation, biological process: mitochondrial transcription; transcription elongation by mitochondrial RNA polymerase. Gene Ontology annotation, cellular component: mitochondrial nucleoid. The coding region runs from base 59 to 1147 and encodes 362 amino acids. The record is from RefSeq and is a predicted model, not a curated record. NCBI's taxonomy places the organism in Eukaryota, Metazoa, Chordata, Actinopteri, Cypriniformes, Catostomidae. The transcript is spliced from 4 exons.